AUGCUACCGGUCACAAAUAUCUGUCCCGAUGGUAAUGCCGGGUUAUGGAGAAUUUGUGAGGAAACUCCGCCACGUGAGAAUAGCGAGAGAGAUUGCAAGAGGCAAUUAUUUGUUGGCUAUCUUCCAUUUGUAGCUGGCUGGCAGGAUUUGAAGGAUCUAGUUUGA
Messenger RNA from Acaulospora morrowiae, 165 nucleotides. Lineage: Eukaryota; Fungi; Glomeromycota; Glomeromycetes; Diversisporales; Acaulosporaceae. The record is from the annotation of a GenBank genome assembly.